Messenger RNA from Theobroma umbraticum, 1245 nucleotides. RefSeq names its product 1-deoxy-D-xylulose-5-phosphate synthase 2, chloroplastic. Gene Ontology annotation, molecular function: 1-deoxy-D-xylulose-5-phosphate synthase activity. Gene Ontology annotation, biological process: terpenoid biosynthetic process. NCBI's taxonomy places the organism in Eukaryota, Viridiplantae, Streptophyta, Magnoliopsida, Malvales, Malvaceae. The record is from RefSeq and is a predicted model, not a curated record.
GCAAUAAAAUUGCAGGCAUACGCUCAUAAAAUUCUGACAGGAAGAAGGUCGAGGAUGCACACGAUAAGAAAAACUUCAGGGCUUGCAGGUUUUCCUAAAAGGGAUGAGAGCGUUUAUGAUGCUUUUGGUGCUGGACAUAGUUCUACAAGCAUAUCUGCCGGACUUGGCAUGGCAGUGGCAAGAGAUCUUCUAGGGAAGAAGAACAAUGUCGUUUCAGUGAUUGGCGAUGGAGCCAUAACUGCAGGACUUGCAUUUGAGGCCAUGAAUAAUGCAGGAUUUCUUGAUGCUAACCUAAUUGUCAUAUUGAACGAUAAUAAACAAGUAUCUCUGCCAACUGCAACUCUAGAUGGUCCUGCGACCCCUGUUGGAGCUCUCAGCAGGGCUUUAACCAAGAUUCAAGCAAGCACCAACUUCCGCAAACUUCGUGAAAAAGCAAAAGGCCUCGCUAAACAACUUGGCGUACAAGCACAUGAACUUGCAGCAAAGGUAGAUGAGCAUGCAAGAGGAAUGAUCAGUGCUUCUGGCUUCACCCUCUUUGAGGAGCUAGGGCUAUAUUACAUUGGUCCAGUUAAUGGACACAAUAUUGAAGAUCUAGUAUUGAUCUUUGAAAAGGUGAAAGCCAUGCCUGCCCCAGGGCCAGUCCUAAUCCAUAUCGUGACAGAGAAAGGAAAAGGCUAUCCCCCAGCUGAGGCAUCGGCUGACAAAAUGCAUGGUGUAGUAAAGUUUGACACAAAAACAGGCAGGCAAUUUAAGCCUACGUCCUCUACACUGUCAUAUACACAGUACUUCGCUGAAUCGCUCAUAAAAGAAGCUGAGGAUGAUGACAAGAUUGUAGCCAUCCACGCAGCUAUGGGUGGGGGAACAGGUCUGAAUUUCUUCCAAAAAAGGUUCCCAGACCGCUGCUUUGAUGUAGGGAUUGCCGAGCAACAUGCAGUUACUUUUGCAGCUGGCUUAGCCACUGAGGGUCUCAAGCCAUUCUGUGCCAUCUACUCAUCAUUCUUGCAAAGAGGGUAUGAUCAGGUGGUGCACGAUGUGGAUCUUCAAAAAUUACCUGUCCGCUUUGCAAUGGAUCGAGCUGGAUUGGUUGGUGCAGAUGGACCAACCCACUGUGGUGCAUUUGAUAUCACAUACAUGGCUUGCUUGCCCAACAUGGUGGUAAUGGCCCCAUCUGAUGAGGCUGAGCUUAUGCAUAUGGUUGCAACAGCAGCAGCCAUUGAUGACAGACCCAGCUGCUUCAGGUUCCCC